GUGUAGUAGCUACAGUCACAUUUGAUAGCUCAGAAGGUGGCCCACAUUCGAGUAGAAACGUCGUGUUUUCGUUUUGUGCAUUGAACGCGUUUUUGUUCCUAAUUUUUUUUCUGAAUAAAUACACUUUUUUACAUAAUAACAAUAGUACUUGCACAAAAUGAGAUUAGAAUAAAAUACUACAAAGCAAUAAUUGGUUCAUUGUGUACUAAAUAAAAGCAAUUAAAUCAAGUUCAUUAAGAGUGGCGAAGUAAAGUGGAAAAUCGGGACAAAAAUCGAAAUAAAACAACAAAAUAUCAAGUGUUCGGCGAAGCACACAUUUUUAUCAUAUCGAAAAAACAACAAAAACAAAUUUACGGUGAGGGUGUGUUUGAGUUAAAUUAAAUUGACAGGAGGACGUGUUAAAUAACAGUGCAGUGUGCCGGCGGCGGAAGUGCUCUUGAACUUGACAUUUGCAUAAAAAUACGAACAAAGUGGGAAGAGAGUUUUUAAGUUUUUUGAGAAAUCGUGAGAGCGGUGUGAGAGGCUUCAACAACUGCAUUCAUUUCUGUGCAAUAAGAAGAAAAACUCUUCGUUGACAAGGAUAUUGAAUUUUGAAUAAUAUAACGCCAAACAACAACAAGAAGUAUGGAAGCACUAAGCAAUAUAUUGGCUCCUUAUAGUCAUGCACUCGCAAAAGUUGCCGGAACAAUUACAACUUUACAAUUUCUGUCCGGUGUAAUUUUGCUAAAUGACAUACGCAAAAGGGGGCGUAGUGAUGGAUAUCCCCCAGAACCAUUUCUCGGUGGUGUCGUACUUUCGAUUUUGACUUUAAAGAUGGGCACAUUGAUGGGCGAUUCUGCCACUAUUAAGGUUAAUCUUCUCGGCCUUGCCCUCAGCGCCGUUUUCUUGAGUGUAUUCUAUUGGUAUGCUUCGAGUGAACUUAGAGGGAAAAUAUUGUCGAAAAUUGGUAUUGCUGCAGCUUUUACAGUGGCCUGUUUAGCGUAUGCGACUAUUGAAAAUCCGAAAAAAAUCGAAUUCCGUUUUGGUAUGCUCAUCACUGGGAUAUUAGUAUUUUUAGUUGGAUCGCCACUAUUGCAUCUCAAUAAAAUUAUUGAAAAGAAGAGUACAGAGGGUAUGCCUUUCCCAAUUAUAUUCACUGGCACACUAGUAGCUGCGUCGUGGGCGUUGUACGGAAUUUCUAUUCAUAAUUUCAUGAUGGCUUAUCAAAAUUUAUUCUUAUUCGCGUUGAGCGCUAUACAGUUAUCGUUAUUCGUCAUUUACCCGAACUCUCCCUCAGUGUCGGAAUCUUCAGUAAAGCAUUCGCCAUCCACAUUGGAACACAAAACAUCCCAAGGAAAAACGUCAAGCCCGUCGAAAACUAGUGUUGGUAGCAAGAAGAAAAAUUGAUUAUGCCUCUAUGUAACGGAGGCUUUGCCUGCGCCUACACAUUGAUGUCGCUGAAGUAAAUAAGUGAAGGGUAUAUUGAAAAUUUCUUCUUUAAAUACAAGUAGAUAUAAAUAUCUAAAUUAGUUUAUAAUAAUAUGCUUGUGCUUUCAACAAUCUAAUUGCUAUGGCACAUUCUACUUAACAUGCAUUGCGCAUUAUUCCAAAUUUGCACCAAAAGCAAACAAUUUAUUAAUCAAUUUAUACACUUCGAUUGCAAUUUUUGACAAUAAUACAAAUCUUCCAAAUACACUUAAAGUAAAUCGUUAAACUUAUUAACAACUUAUUAAGUAUUUUAAUGUAAAAUAACAAAU
Bactrocera tryoni is the source of this 1736-nucleotide messenger RNA. RefSeq names its product sugar transporter SWEET1. Gene Ontology annotation, molecular function: sugar transmembrane transporter activity. The record is from RefSeq and is a predicted model, not a curated record. Bases 625 to 1386 code for a protein of 253 amino acids. Gene Ontology annotation, cellular component: membrane. Gene Ontology annotation, biological process: carbohydrate transport. The transcript has 4 exons. NCBI's taxonomy places the organism in Eukaryota, Metazoa, Arthropoda, Insecta, Diptera, Tephritidae.